GUUCCCAUUGUGCGGCCCGAUCUGGCCGUGCGUCGAACGUCGGUAUAAGUAUCUUCAGCGUUCGAUAUUCUGUGUCCACACUGCAUUUCUCCGCUCUCCCUCUGUGCCCUCGACAACGACUCUCAGAGACAUGGCCUCGUUCAAGCCCAUCAAGUCGGCUGUGCUCGGUGUCGGGCUUGGUGGACUGACCUUCCACAUCCCGUUUGUCCUUGCGCUGCCCCAGUAUUUCACACUGCAUGCCGUGCUUGAGCGCAAUCCCACGUUGCCCGGUGGAAAGCUCGGCGCGCGAUUUGGCGCUGAGUCGGCGAAGAACGUCAAGAUCUACCGGAGCUACGACGAGGUGUUGAGCGACCCAGAAGUCGAGCUCAUUUUUAUCAGCACCCCAAGCGAGACGCACUACGCGCUUGCAAAGCAGGCGCUGGAAGCUGAGAAGCAUGUGCUCGUUGACAAGCCGGUUACAGCAACCGCCCAGCAAGCCUACGAAUUAGGAGAGCUCGCGAAAACGAAGGGGGUCGUUCUAUAUCCGUUCCAGAAUCGGCGUUGGGACUCGGAUUUCCUGGCGCUCCGCAAGCUAUUGGACCUCCCACCGUCAGACCCGAAGUCGUUGGGGACGCUCGUGGAAUUUGAAUCCAGGUUUGAUCGUUAUCGCGCAGCACUCAAGGGCACAUGGAAGGAUCUACCAAUUCCUGCCAAUGGCCUGACAUACGACCUGGGCGCCCAUACUAUCGAUCAGUCUCUGGUGCUGUUUGGGCGCCCGAAGGCGGUUACUGCAAUGAUCGAAAACAUAAGAGGGAUCGGGCAUAAGGAGGUGGACGACUGCUUCACAAUCUUCCUUCACUACCCGCCGCGCAAGGCAGGCACCGGUCUACAGCCAACAUCAUUUACAGCCAUCCUACGAGGACACAUCCUAUCCGUACGUUCGCCGCAAGUGCGGUACGUCGUCCGUGGGCUGCAGGGGACAUAUACCAAAUUCGGCGUGGACGUUCAAGAAGACCAGCUCAAGGUCAUCCCGGACCCUGCUCAGAUAACAGUAUCCGAAUCCUACGGUGUGGAGCCGGAGAGUAUCUGGGGGACGUUAGAGAACCUCACGACAGGCGACAAGAUCGUGAAAUCUACAUGGCCGUCUACUGAGCGCGGUAACUACGCGGCCCUUUUUGAGGACCUUGCGAAGACCAUUCGCGAAGGCAAAGAACAGGCGGUGAAGUGGGCCGAGUCGGCGGAAGUCCUUGAGAUCAUCGAGCUUGCGUACGAGAGUGCGCGUGAAGGACGCACGAUCACGGUGCCUCCGCGGCCGUGAGGCAGCCCACGCAUUGGUGCAUCAUGGGUGGCUAGUAAUUAAAGCGGCGGCAUACGCGAAGAGAAGUAAUGAACCGAAGUGUACUAUGUGACCCUGCGCGGAUGCUGUAUAUCAUCGCGCGACAUGGAUUAACUUUGCUAUAAACAUGGACUAGCAACUUUCCGAG
Molecule: messenger RNA, 1463 nt
Organism: Fomitopsis serialis
Lineage: Eukaryota; Fungi; Basidiomycota; Agaricomycetes; Polyporales; Fomitopsidaceae
Product: oxidoreductase
Exons: 5
Coding region: 131-1297 (388 amino acids)
Molecular function (GO): nucleotide binding
Source: RefSeq, a predicted model, not a curated record